Messenger RNA from Lachancea thermotolerans CBS 6340, 924 nucleotides. It is a transcript of the gene BGL2, whose product is annotated as glucan 1,3-beta-glucosidase. Gene Ontology annotation, molecular function: glucan endo-1,3-beta-D-glucosidase activity; 1,3-beta-glucanosyltransferase activity. The coding region runs from base 1 to 924 and encodes 307 amino acids. Gene Ontology annotation, biological process: carbohydrate metabolic process; cell wall organization. The transcript has a single exon. Gene Ontology annotation, cellular component: extracellular region; cell surface; fungal-type cell wall. NCBI's taxonomy places the organism in Eukaryota, Fungi, Ascomycota, Saccharomycetes, Saccharomycetales, Saccharomycetaceae. The record is from RefSeq and is a predicted model, not a curated record.
AUGAAGUUUUCUACAAUUGCAUCGCUAGCUGCUGUUGGUGUGUCGUAUGCGUCCGCCGUUGGUGACCUUGGGUUUAACCUAGGUGUCAAGAACAACGACGGCACAUGCAAGAGCACCGAGGACUACGCCAAAGACCUAGAUAUUUUGAAGGGCUACACGAGUACUGUCAAGGUCUACGCUGCUUCUGACUGUAACACCCUACAGAACUUGGGACCUGCUGCCGAGUCCGCUGGAUUCAGUGUCUUCGUGGGCGUGUGGCCUAACGACGACGCUCACUUCUCCGCGGAGAAGCAGGCCUUGCAGUCUUACUUGCCUAACAUCAAGACCUCCACCGUCAAGGGUAUCCUUGUUGGUUCUGAGGCCCUUUACCGUGAAGACCUGACCGCGUCGGAGCUUGCCAGCAAGAUUAGCGAGGUCAAGUCGCUGGUCGCCGACAUCAAGGACUCCGAUGGUAACUCGUACUCUGGCACUCUCGUCGGUACAGUCGACUCCUGGAACGUGCUGGUCGACGGUGGCAACGCCGACGUCAUCAAGGCCUCUGACAUGGUCAUGGCCAACGCGUUCUCGUACUGGCAGGGCCAGACCAUGGACAACGCUUCCUACUCUUUCUUCGACGAUAUCAUGCAAGCUAUGCAAACCAUCCAGACUGUCAAGGGUACUGACAUUCCAUUCUGGGUUGGUGAGACCGGCUGGCCAACUGACGGUACCAACUUCGAAUCCUCUUACCCUGGCACCGAUAACGCCGCUCAAUUCUGGCAAGAGGGUAUUUGUGCCAUCAGAGCCUGGGGCGUCAACGUUCUGGUCUUCGAGGCUUUCGACGAAGACUGGAAGCCAAACACCUCUGGUACUUCUGACGUUGAGAAGCACUGGGGUGUGUGGACUUCCGGCGAUGAGCUGAAGUACUCGUUGGACUGUAAGUUUUGA